AUGGAGGACGGUGAUUUGUUUGAUGUUUUCACUGAGGAUGUGUCCGUUCAGCCGGAGGAGAUCGAGAAGAUCCGGAACGACUCGCAGGCCAAGACUGGUGGUGCGGUUAAGAGCGCCAAGCGCGCGUUGAGUCCGAGUCCCAGCGAACAAGAGCCCGUGAAUAAUGUCGAGUCAAAUGGCAAGGAAAAGAGCAAUGGGGUCAAAAAAGAGGCUAAAAAGUCUAAAGUGGAGACGGAGAUCCAGCCUGUGGUUACAGAUUCUUUUGAAACAGAGGCUCAGCGUGAGGUGACGGCGUCGGCUGGUCUGCAGCAGGCUCCUGAACAGGACGGCCAGGUCGUGCUUUCUCACCAGGUUCGACACCAGGUCGCUCUGCCUCCAAAUUACGACUAUGUUCCGAUUUCCGAGCAUAAGAUCGAGGAACCUGCUCGUGUGUAUCCAUUCACUUUAGAUCCUUUUCAAGCAGUGUCUAUUGCGUCGAUUGACAGAGGUGAGUCGGUGCUCGUUUCUGCCCAUACAUCAGCCGGUAAAACUGUGGUGGCUGAAUAUGCCAUUGCACAGAGUCUUCGUGCUAAACAGAGAGUUAUUUAUACUUCGCCAAUCAAGGCUUUGAGUAACCAGAAAUAUCGAGAACUUCUCAAGGAGUUUGGUGAUGUUGGCCUGAUGACUGGUGAUGUGACUAUCAAUCCUGAAGCCAGUUGUUUAGUUAUGACGACAGAAAUUCUGCGAUCCAUGUUGUAUCGAGGUUCGGAAGUUAUGAGAGAAGUCGCCUGGGUCAUUUUCGAUGAGAUCCAUUAUAUGAGAGAUAAGGAAAGAGGUGUUGUCUGGGAAGAGACCAUUAUUUUACUGCCUGAUAAUGUGCGAUAUGUAUUCUUAUCAGCUACUAUUCCUAACGCCAUGCAAUUUGCCGAGUGGAUCUGUAAGACCCAUGAGCAACCUUGUCACGUUGUUUAUACAAAUUUCAGACCCACACCACUUCAACACUACCUUUUCCCAGCCGGUGGAUCAGGUAUCCAUCUUGUAGUGGACGAAAAGUCUGUGUUCAGAGAAGAGAACUUCCAAAAGGCAAUGGGCUCUUUAGGUGAUAAAAUGGGAGACGAUCCUAGUUCUAUCAACACCAAGGGUAAAAAAGGGCAAACUAAUAAGGGCGGUAAAAAGGAUUUACCGGAUAUCUAUAAAAUUAUCAAGGUUAUCAUGAUGAAGAAUUACAAUCCUGUUAUUGUAUUCAGUUUCAGUAAACGAGAAUGUGAGGCUUUAGCCAAGAAGAUGAGUAAGCUAGAUUUCAACAGAGACGCUGAGCAUGAUAUGGUCGCAAAGGUAUUCAAUAAUGCAGUUGGCUCGCUGUCAGAAGCAGAUCAAGAGCUACCACAGAUUAAGCAUAUAUUGCCACUGCUGAAACGUGGUAUCGGUAUCCAUCAUUCUGGUUUACUGCCUAUUCUAAAAGAAGUGAUUGAGCUGCUUUUCCAAGAAGGUCUUAUUAAAGUGUUGUUUGCUACCGAAACAUUCUCCAUUGGUCUUAAUAUGCCUGCCAAGACUGUAGUGUUUACAAAUGUACGUAAAUGGGACGGACAAGCAUUUAGAUGGGUUUCUGGUGGUGAAUAUAUUCAGAUGAGUGGAAGAGCCGGUCGUCGUGGUCUUGAUGAUCGUGGUAUUGUUAUUUUAAUGAUUGACGAGCAAAUGGAGCCUGCCGUGGCGAAGGGCAUGGUGAAAGGUGAAGCCGAUCGACUGGAUUCGGCUUUCCACUUGACAUAUAACAUGAUUUUAAAUUUGCUACGAGUAGAAGGUGUUUCUCCCGAGUUCAUGUUGGAGAGAUGUUUCUUUCAAUUUCAAAAUGGUGCUCAAGUUCCUGCCCUUGAGCAGGAGUUGAGAGACCUGAACGAGAAAAUCGAGUCGACCGUCAUUGAAGAUGAAGCUUCUGUCAAGGAAUACUACGAUGUGCGACAACAGCUGGCUCGUUACAAAGAUGAUAUCAGACACGUUGUUACAUAUCCCAGCCACUGUUUGAAUUUCUUACAGUCGGGACGUCUUGUACACAUCAGUGUCAAGUCUGCUACUGGCAAAGACAAGGACAAGCCUGCUCUUGAUUUUGGCUGGGGUUCAAUUGUAUCGUUUAGUAAGCGUAAACCACCACCAGGUAAAAAAGACAUCAAGUACACCGAUCACGAGUCAUAUAUUGUUGAUGUGGUGCUAUGGGUUGCUGCUACAUCGCCUGUUCAUCUUAUUCGCAGAAAUGAUCCACAGAUUGUCGAGGGAAUUCGUCCUGCCAUUGGAGAUGAGCCCGGUAGAGCUGAAAUCAUCCCUGUCACGCUAGACUCGAUUGUUGAAUUUGCGAAUUUAAGAACAUAUCUGCCCAAGGACCUGACAGCAGUUCAACAAAGAGCUACUGUUCAUAAGAAUGUCGAAGAAAUCAAGCGUCGGUUCCCCGAUGGUAUCCCACUGCUCGAUCCUAUUGAGAACAUGAAGAUUAAAGACGAUUCUUUCCUGAGACUGAUACGAAAGACCGAGGUGCUGGAAUCAAAGUUGGCCACCAACCCUUUAUACGGCUCCUCACGGCUUGAAGAGCUCUAUGAGCAAUACUCUGAAAAGGCUGCUCUUGAAGCAAACGUUAGCAAAAUCAAAGAGAAGCUGACAGACGCUAAAGCCAUCAUGCAAUUGGAUGAGCUUAAAUGCCGCAAGCGUGUUUUACGAAGACUCGGGUUCACUUCAUCUACUGACAUUGUCGACCUCAAGGGCCGAGUGGCCUGUGAAAUCAGUUCUGGCGACGAGCUCCUGAUCACCGAGCUGAUUUUCAACGGUACCUUCAGCGACCUUACUGCCGAACAGUGUGCUGCCUUACUCAGUUGUUUUGUGUUUGACGAGAAAACGAAUGAGGUGCCUGCUCUACGUCAAGAAUUGCAGGAGCCAUGGAAGGCACUUCAGGCCAUGGCCAAGCAGAUUGCCAAGGUGUCAAAGGAAAGCAAACUCGAAAUUGUCGAGGAGCAGUACAUGCAAUCGUUUAAGUACGAGCUCAUGGACGUCGUGUACCAGUGGGCUAAGGGUGCCACAUUUGCCCAGAUCUGUAAAAUGACCGAUGUCUACGAGGGCAGUCUCAUCCGAACGUUCAGACGAUUGGAAGAACUCAUACGCCAGAUGAUCAUGGCUGCCAAAACCAUCGGCAACGAUGUCCUCGAAGAGAAGAUGGAAAAGGCUCUCACCCUCAUCAAAAGAGACCUUGUCUCGGCCACCUCCCUUUAUUUGUAA
This is a messenger RNA of Sugiyamaella lignohabitans, 3237 nucleotides long. It is a transcript of the gene MTR4, whose product is annotated as ATP-dependent RNA helicase MTR4. The record is from RefSeq and is a predicted model, not a curated record. Gene Ontology annotation, molecular function: RNA helicase activity; RNA binding; ATP binding. The coding region runs from base 1 to 3237 and encodes 1078 amino acids. The transcript has a single exon. Gene Ontology annotation, biological process: RNA catabolic process; maturation of 5.8S rRNA. Gene Ontology annotation, cellular component: nucleus. Lineage: Eukaryota; Fungi; Ascomycota; Dipodascomycetes; Dipodascales; Trichomonascaceae.